Molecule: messenger RNA, 1872 nt
Organism: Capsella rubella
Lineage: Eukaryota; Viridiplantae; Streptophyta; Magnoliopsida; Brassicales; Brassicaceae
Product: AT-hook motif nuclear-localized protein 3
Exons: 5
Coding region: 400-1635 (411 amino acids)
Molecular function (GO): minor groove of adenine-thymine-rich DNA binding
Source: RefSeq, a predicted model, not a curated record
AAACCACCCCUUAGAAAAAAAAAAAAAAAACAAAAAAAAAAAACAGAAAAAGAAAAAUUAGAUCUUUCUUCUUUGCUUAUAAUUAUGUUUGUUUUAGCUCGAAUUUUCUGAAAUUAAGAUUCAUUCCUCCAUGGAAGCUCUGUUUUUUUUCUCUGCUAAUUAGCUUCUAUUGAUCUGUUUUAUUUUGCAGCUCCUCUUCCUCCUUCUUCCACCAUUUUUUUAAAAAAACUCCUUUCAAAAUCUCAUCUUUCGUGUUUUCUCACUACUCUGAAUCUUGUUGAACUUCAAGAAACACAUCUUGAAUCUUGCGUGAUCAUAAAAGAUUCGAAAGGGGAUCUCUCUGGGCUCUACUGAUUUGUCGGAAUCUUUCCCUACAGAACCACUUGAUCUUAUGUGCGGAUGGAGGAGAGAGAAGGAACCAACAAUAACAACAAUAACAUCACUAGCGGUUUCGGCUUGAAGCAACAUGAAGCUGCUUCUGAUGGUGGUGGUGGUUACUCCAUGGACCCACCACCACGACCCGAUAACCCUAACCCGUUUUUGGGCCAACCCACCACUGUCUCCUCCGCCGCCACCUCCGUAUCAGCUGCCGUUUCUGAGAAUGCGGCUCCUCCUUUCAGCUUAACAAUGCCGGCGGAGAACGCUUCCUCUGAGCAGCUGAAAAAGAGGAGAGGUAGGCCGAGAAAGUAUAAUCCCGAUGGGACUCUCGCCGUGACUCUUUCGCCGAUGCCAAUCUCGUCCUCCGUUCCGUUGUCGUCGGAGUUCCCUCCAAGGAAACGAGGAAGAGGACGUGGCAAGUCUAAUCGAUGGCUCAAGAAGUCUCAGAUGUUCCAAUUCGACAGGAGUCCUGUUGAUACCAGUUUCGCAGGUGUAGGAAGUGCAGAUUUUGUUGGUGCCAACUUUACACCUCAUGUGCUGACCGUCAACGCUGGAGAGGAUGUGACGAUGAAGAUAAUGACAUUCUCUCAGCAAGGAUCUCGUGCUAUCUGCAUCCUUUCAGCUAAUGGUCCUAUCUCCAAUGUUACGCUUCGUCAGUCUACUACAUCCGGCGGUACUCUAACUUAUGAGGGUCGUUUCGAGAUUCUCUCUUUAACUGGUUCGUUUAUGCAAAAUGACUCUGGAGGAACACGAAGUAGAGCUGGUGGUAUGAGUGUUUGCCUCGCAGGACCAGAUGGUCGCGUCUUUGGUGGAGGACUCGCUGGUCUAUUUCUUGCUGCCGGUCCUGUCCAGGUAAUGGUAGGGACUUUUAUAGCGGGUCAAGAACAGUCACAGCUGGAGCUAGCAAAAGAGAGACGGCAAAGAUUCGGAUCUCAACCAUCUUCAAUAUCCUUUAACAUCACAGCAGAAGAGAGGAAGGCGAGAUUCGAGAGGCUUAACAAGUCUGUUGCCAUUCCUGCACCAACUAGUUCAUACACGCAUGCAAACACAACGAAUGCGGUUCACAGUUACUACACAAACUCGGUUAACCACGUCAAGGAUCCCUUCACUUCCAUCCCAGUAGGAGCAGCAGGAGUAGGAGGAGAUGGAGGAGAAGAGGAGGGAGAGGAAGACGAAGAAGAAGAAGAUGAUGAAUUAGAAGGUGAGGAGGAAGACUUUGGAGGCGAUAGCCAAUCUGACAACGAGAUACCAAGCUGAUGAUGAUCUUAGUACGGUUUCUUUUUCACGGAUUUGUUAGGGUGAUGGGGUUUCAGAUUUUGGUUUGAUUGUUUUAUUAACACAGAAUGUUUAGAAGCUCUCUGCUAUCUUUAGGUUAUCUCUCCUCUUGUGAUUGUUGUAGUAUCCAUCAUGUUAGAAACAAACUUUACGAUUGCAAAACUCUCUUUCAAGAAAGUUAUCACUUUAUUUCUAAAUAGAUACACUGUGUUUGUACUU